UUAGAUCUAAAUAUCCAUAGAUUCCGUUUGUGUGUGAAACAGGCAUUGUAUAUAAAGGAACAGCGUCUAAAAGGAAAACGCUCUCUCUCUCUCUCUCUCUCUCUCAAUCAUCUUCUACUACUUCUUUCUCUCCACAGGCGUGGCUUUUUUGCUUUCAUUGCUCUCUCUCUCUCUCUCUCUCUCUCUCUCUCUCUCUGUGUCAAAGACAUCAAGCACCCAUCAAUGCCCAUGCUUUGCUUUCUAUCCUCCUCAUUUGCCCCCCUGACACUGUGAGGGAGCAAACAGAACACAAACACCCCUUGUCUUUCAAAUGUCUUGCUUCUUUCACAUACAAUCAUGCUUGCCUCCAUUAACACCUCUUACUUUCUCUCUCUGUGAAGCAGACAACAAAGAGAAAUAAUUGAUAUCUUUCCUGUUUGGCUGUUUCCCUUCUGUAUAAAAAGGCAUGGAUAGGUGGGAUAAACCGGGACGAGAAGAUCGGCACGGACGCCGGAAAGAGAACCCAUCUUUCUCGUCCACUCUUCUCGACGCAAUUUACCGGUCCAUCGACGAAGGGCACGGCGAAGAAAGAGAAAAGGAGCUCAUUCUCUACAGAGAAAGUACCAUGAGGAAGAAACAGAGCAGCGGCCAGCUGAAAGAGCAAGAAGAAGAAAUGGCGAGCUUUCGACGAGCAUGCAUGAUCGAGAAGUGGAUGGACAAGAAAGUUAACGAAAAGGUCGUCGUCCGCCGAAACUCCACGGCGGAUUUCGAUAGAAAAUCGCGAAACGACCGCGGUUUUCAUCGUCUGUUGCAGAAUUCGAGCUCGAGCUCUUCGGAGUCCAGUUCCGGAGGGGGGUUCUCGUCGUCGGAGUCGUCUGAAUCGGUUUAUGCGUUGAAAUCAAGGUCUUCAUGCUACGGUAUGCAGCGGCCGAAGCCUAUUCGGACCAGUUUUUCUGGCCAGAAUCCUCAAUCGGAAAAGCCAAAGCACGAGAACGGCUUCGUGAAGACCAAAUCCAAGGCCUUGAAAAUCUACGGCGAUCUGAAGAAGGUGAAGCAGCCGAUAUCGCCGGGCGGACGCCUCGCAAGCUUUCUUAACUCUCUUUUCACUGCAGGAAACGCGAAGAAGGCAAAGAUGUCGUCGUCGGCCUACGAAACCAGUUCGGAGAGAAAAUCCAAGUCUACCGCAACGUCUACAUGUUCUUCCGCUUCUUCGUUUUCACGGUCUUGUCUAAGCAAUACGCCUUCUUCGAGAGGACAAUUCAGCAAUGGCGGCGGCGUGAAAAGGUCGGUGAGGUUUUGCCCGCGGGUUAGCGUGAUUGUGGACGAGGAUUGCAGGCCAAAGGACGCGGCCGAGAUAAAAUGUUAUGUAAUGGGAGCGAAUUAUCGGGUUGAGGAAGUCGCCAAGGAUUUGUUCAAGAGUUAUCAGAAAGAGAUCAAGGAAGACUUGCAUAUGAAAGACGUUCUUCAAGAAGAUUCUGAUGAUGAUGAUGCCGCCAGUUGUUCAAGCUCCGAUCUGUUCGAACUGGAUAAUCUUUCGGCCAUCGGGAUCGAGAGGUACCGCGAAGAAUUGCCCGUCUAUGAGACAACACACUUCCAUACUAAUCGAGCCAUUGCCAAUGGCUUACUACUGUAAUUUCCAAAUAACUCGGAAGUUUUUUUUUUUUUUUUUUCCUUUUCAAUGGUUUUUAUUUAGCCUUUUUAAUCAAUGGUAUGGGGGUUUACUCGAGACAAUAAUAUUUAUGUUAUUGUAUAA
This is a messenger RNA of Alnus glutinosa, 1732 nucleotides long. RefSeq names its product protein BIG GRAIN 1-like A. The record is from RefSeq and is a predicted model, not a curated record. Gene Ontology annotation, biological process: auxin-activated signaling pathway. Bases 446 to 1612 code for a protein of 388 amino acids. Lineage: Eukaryota; Viridiplantae; Streptophyta; Magnoliopsida; Fagales; Betulaceae. The transcript has a single exon.